This is a messenger RNA of Anopheles aquasalis, 1389 nucleotides long. Its product is annotated as fibroin heavy chain-like. Gene Ontology annotation, molecular function: structural constituent of chitin-based larval cuticle. Lineage: Eukaryota; Metazoa; Arthropoda; Insecta; Diptera; Culicidae. Gene Ontology annotation, biological process: chitin-based cuticle development. Gene Ontology annotation, cellular component: chitin-based extracellular matrix. The record is from RefSeq and is a predicted model, not a curated record.
AGGAGUUUGUUUGUGCCACCUGUGCCAGAGGUUAACAAACCACGCAACACAACCAGCAAGCCCGCUAGCCCCGAAACACCGUUCAGCUUCCAAAAAAAAAAAAAAAAAAAAAAAAAAAAAACGACGAUGCGUAGCUUUGUGGUUUUCGCCGCCUGCCUGGCCCUGGCAGCGGCCGACAUUGGACUGAAGCUGCGCCAGGCAGCGGAAGCCCGUGCGAGCAGCAGCUACGACGUCGGCCAACAGUCGGUGGUAUCGCUGGAUUACGCCCCGACCCUCUUCCAGGAUACCGUGGCCGGUGCCGGUGCCGGUGCCACAGACUCGGAGCUCGCGCGCUCCGGUUUCGGCGGUGCCAGUGCGGCAGCGGGUGCGUCGGCUGGUGCCACCGCUUACGGUGGUGGUGCUGCGGCCACCGGUGCGUUCGGUCGAUCCAACGCGGACUACCAGGCAGGCUAUGAGGCGGGACUGCGGGCUGGCGCAUCGGCCGGUGCUUCGGCCGGUGCCACCGAUACCCGGUUCGGCGGUUUCGGUGGUGCGUUCUCGGGUGCCAGUGCUGGUGCGUCGGCCACGGCGACGGCUGCCGCCGCCGCCAAGACCAACGUCCGCUAUGCUGCCCCGGUGAUCCAGAAGCACUUCUACUACCAUGCCGCACCGGAGGAGCCACAGGCAGCGGCUGAGGCCGAUUCGCUGACCAUCACGCCCCGCAAGCACUACAAGGUGAUCUUCAUCAAGGCACCGACGGUGAGCGCCAACGCCGGUGCGGCGUCCCGUGCUGCCAGCCAGACCGAGGAGAAGACCAUCGUGUACGUGCUCGUUAACAAACCGGCCCAGGCGAACGCUGGUGCCGUCGCCGAUGCCAGCAGCUUCUCGUCCGGCAAGCCGGAGGUUUACUUCAUCAAGUACCAGGGCAAGGAUGCGGCCCAGGCCAUCGCUAACGCUCAGGCUAACUCGUUUGCUGGUGCGGAUGCCGGUGCUGCGUCGUUCGCUGAUGCCGGUGCUGCGUCGUACGCUGAUUCCGGUGCGUUCGGUGGUCCACUAGGGUUCGGUGGUGCCGGCACACUGUCCGGUGCCGGUGCAAGCGCGAACACCGCCAGCCUGGCCGGUUCCUACGGUCAGUACGAGGUCCGCUCGGAUGCCCUCUCGGGUGCCGGUGCAGGAGAGUUUGCCAGUGGUGUGGGUGGUGCAAGUGCUACCGCCAACGCCGCCGCCGCCACUGCCACCUCGGUGGUCGGUACCGCCGCGAACGACCUGCAGGAUACGGUCGUGUACUAAAAACUAAGGUGCAGCCCGAAGACGAACGACGCAGCACAAACGCCACGCAAAGAUGAGGAAGCCUCCUCAACCAAACUCAACUGCUGCAAGCAAUUGCACAGCCCCCCCCAUAAAACUGUU